UGGCAUUAUCUUAAUCUAUGGCUGCGAGUUCCAGAGGAUUGGCGACUCAGCUCGAGUUCAAGCACCUCAAGCUCCAUGUCUCCCAUGGACUGACACCGAGUAAAAGAAAGAGAUUGUACUUUCAACGUGGUCGACUCAUUAUGUUGAGUCGAAUUAGUUGCUGCUGCUCCGACCCCGUUGUCCCGAUCCGGAGCGCCACCGCUUCGGGCAAGAGCAAUGAGAAGUCGGAGGACUGGCGGUUCGACUCCAAAAAAAGCCCUCAUAGGGUCCGAGUCCAGGCCUCUCCUGCAAUGCCGUUUGCUUCGGCUCAAUCUCGAUUUCCUUCUAAACAAGAAAAGUUCUACCCUCGGUGCACCCCCCGAAAUUCUGGUCCUCAGUCUCGCGAUACUCCCCCAAAAAGAGACACUGGUAUUGCAAAUGAGAAGGACUGGGGCAUUAGCUUGUUAAAUGAGAAUGUUAAUGAGUCUGGCACAAAUGAAGAUGGCAGUAGCUGGUAUCGAGAAAGUGGGGAGGACCUUGGUGAAAAUGGAUACCGGUGUAGAUGGACAAGGAUGGGUGGUCAAUCCCAUGAUGGUUCCUCAGAAUGGAAGGAAACGUGGUGGGAGAAAAGUGACUGGAGUGGAUACAAAGAGCUAGGUGUUGAGAAAUCUGGAAGAAAUGCUGAAGGAGAUUCAUGGUGGGAAACAUGGCAAGAAGUCCUUCAUCAAGAUGAAUGGAGUAAUUUAGCAAGGAUAGAGAGGAGUGCUCAGAAGCAAGCAAAAUCUGGCACUGAAGAUGCUGGUUGGUAUGAGAAAUGGUGGGAAAAGUAUGAUGCCAAAGGCUGGACAGAAAAAGGGGCACACAAGUAUGGUAGACUGAAUGAACAGUCAUGGUGGGAGAAGUGGGGAGAGCAUUAUGAUGGAAGUGGAUCUGUUCUCAAAUGGACAGAUAAAUGGGCUGAGACUGAAUUGGGAACUAAAUGGGGAGAUAAGUGGGAAGAGAAGUUUUUUGCUGGCAUUGGAGCACGGCAAGGGGAGACAUGGCAUGUAUCUCCGAGUGGUGAUCGUUGGUCAAGAACAUGGGGUGAGGAGCAUUUCGGCAAUGGAAAAGUUCACAAAUAUGGGAAGAGCACAACUAGUGAAAGCUGGGAUAUAGUUGUUGAUGAGGAGACUUAUUAUGAGGCUGAACCUCAUUAUGGGUGGGCAGAUGUCGUGGGCGACUCAAGCCAGUUACUAAGCAUCCAACCUCGGGCGAGGCCGCCUGGUGUCUACCCAAACCUUGAUUUUGGGUCCUCACCACCUCAAGAUGAUGAACAACCUGACAUGCUGCCUCCCUCUUGACAAUGAGGAGUUGUUUUUUUAACCCCCUUCCUUUUGCUUUAGGUGGUUUAAAUUAAUUAAUCUCAAUCAUUUUGGUUGAAACUUGUAACGGAACAUUUUGGAUUACUGCUGUUCCAUUUAUUCAUUCUUUCAAUUGUCAGCGCAUCCCACGUUUGGCGAUUCUGCUGAGGUAAUUCCAAAAAUGCCUGGGUAGGUAUGAUUUAGAUUCGAAAGGUAAUUAUCUUAGGAUCGUUGUUUCGUUUAUUCUGUUUAGGGUUUUAAUUAUUAUUUAAGCAUGAAAAGCAAAAUUAUGUCAGAUCUCGGUAGAAAAACAUAGUUGGGUGACAUAUGUGAGUCAAGGUGCAAUGUGCAUCCCUCACAAAUAUUUGGGUUUGCUAGGAUUUGACUGUGACUCUGACAUUUUGUUAAAUUAAUCUACAGGGUCAAGCGUAGGCCUCAAGUACUUUACCAGAUCAUGUAAUAGACCAAAAUAAGUGUCAGAAAAGUUGAUUCGGACCAUCUGACCAGGCUUUAAUCGGUCCGUAUUGUCGUCCAAUUAAAUUGUCUAGAUGGCGAGACUGGGAUUUUGAAGAGCUUACGGGCGCCCAUAUUGGGCCCAAAAAUAAUACAUGUCUGUCGGUCUAUAUGGGCAUCAAAUAUUUGGAUUGUACAUUUCCAUGGGCCUUUCUUGGAGCAUACUAGUAAAAGUUGGUUCAAAUCAUUGGCCUUUGUUCUAAGGUUGCCCAACCUUACCCCUUACUGGGUCAAUGUUGGCCCAAUUUUUGGUUACUUUGUGUCAAAGUAAGACCCAAUAUUGGGCUUAUGGCUCCUACUUAGGGAGUGAAAAUUGGGUUCAAUCUUAUCAGGCCUCAUUUAAGGUUCGAUCCAAUCUUUAGCCUUAAGUAGUUGGGCCCGGCUUUGGUUUUUAUCACAACUCUUGCCCAACCUUAGCUUCGGGGGGCAAAGUGGGGCUUAACUAGGGCUUCUCUAGGUCAAGGUGGUCAAUUUGGGCCUUUUUGGACUGUACAGGCCUUAAGUGGAGCCAUAAUCAGUCAAUGUUUGGUCAAAAGCAGGGCCUUAGUGGAUGUACAUAGGCUCAAUUUGGGCCUACUCUUGGGCUUCAUCUGGUCUAAGUGUAGCGGAAAUUUAGUUGUACGGGCUAUUAGUUGGGCCUAAACUUGGGCCACAAUUAGUCAAUGUUUGGUCCAAAGCUGGCUCUUAGUGAUAAACAUGAACUCAAUUUGGGCCGAUUAUUAGGCUUCACUUGUUCAAAGUCCAAUUUUUCUUUACGCUUAAAUUGGGCCUAAACUUGGGCCAAAAAGUCAAAUGUUUGGUCAAAAGCUGGGUUUUAAUGAAUCUACAUGAGUUCAAUUUGGGCCUACACUUGGGCUUUACAGGGUUAAAGUUGGCUUAACUUUUUUGUUUGGUCAAAUGUUGGGCUUAAUAAUGAGCUCAAUUUGGGCCUACUUUUGGGCUUCACCUGGUCAAACUUAGUCCCAACUUUUUUUCUAAGAGCCUAUGUUGUGCCUAAACUGUGACCAAACUUCAUCCUAUUUUUGGGCCGAGAGCUUUUUGGGUUGACAGGCAUGAACAGACCAAACUGCAAAUCCCCUUAGAUCACCCAUUGGGCAAGGAGGUUUUUUGAGUAGACGGGCCCGUAGAGCUCACACUGCCAAAUUAGGAGCCCAACUUCCAAUUAUUUAUUAUUAUUAUUAUUUUCCAUUAAUGGACGAGCCUUGCCCCUCGGACGAGCCAAUUAAUCAGCCGAAUGCUAAUUUCAGUCCAUAUCAUCGAUAAGAAAAAAAUUGGCCUUAAGGAGCUAACUCGGGCCUGAUAUUGGCCCAAACCAUUCUUCCAACUAAAUGAAAAGUGCCGAAGUUAAUCUUAAAACAAU
This is a messenger RNA of Durio zibethinus, 3192 nucleotides long. Its product is annotated as protein EARLY STARVATION 1, chloroplastic-like. The record is from RefSeq and is a predicted model, not a curated record. Gene Ontology annotation, cellular component: chloroplast stroma; starch grain. Gene Ontology annotation, molecular function: starch binding. NCBI's taxonomy places the organism in Eukaryota, Viridiplantae, Streptophyta, Magnoliopsida, Malvales, Malvaceae. Gene Ontology annotation, biological process: regulation of starch metabolic process; starch metabolic process.